Venustampulla echinocandica is the source of this 813-nucleotide messenger RNA. RefSeq lists its product as uncharacterized. The transcript has 4 exons. Gene Ontology annotation, cellular component: cytoplasm. Bases 1 to 813 code for a protein of 270 amino acids. Gene Ontology annotation, molecular function: oxidoreductase activity, acting on the CH-OH group of donors, NAD or NADP as acceptor. NCBI's taxonomy places the organism in Eukaryota, Fungi, Ascomycota, Leotiomycetes, Helotiales, Pleuroascaceae. The record is from RefSeq and is a predicted model, not a curated record.
AUGGCGGGCAAUAGCAAAAGCAUCAUUGUGACCGGCGGCUUAUCAGGAAUCGGCCUGGCUGAAGUUACUUUAAUGUCCUCGGCAUCCAACAAGAUCGCCGUUCUUGACAUCUCCCCAACUCUAGCUUCAUCAGUACUCAUAGACUUACGCUCAAAGUUCCCGCAGACCACCUUCCUGUUCAAAAAAGCGGACGUCUCAAGUUGGGACGAGCAAGCUGCUGCAUUUGAGGAAGUUCACAAGGAGUUUGGUAGCAUCGAUGUAGUAUUCGCAAAUGCGGGGGUUAGUGAAAUUGGGGAGUUUCUUGAGCGGAGCGAAGAUGCAUCUGCGGGGCCGACGAAGCCUAAUCUGAAGACUCUUGAUAUCGACCUUUCUGGAUUAUUGUACACUGUCAGGUUAGCUGUUCAUUACAUGCGUAAGAAUGCAACGUCAGAGAAGGGAUCUAUCAUAUGUACCGCCUCCAAUGCGGGGAUCUAUGCGUUCCCGGCUGCACCUAUGUAUGGGGUGGCAAAACAUGGUGUAGUCGGUGCGGUAAGAUCUUUGGCGGAACCAUUGAGCAAGGAGGGAAUUCGGAUUAAUGGGAUUUGCCCUAAUGUUAUUCGAACUGGUUUGGCCAGCGAUCAUCUGUUUGAAGCGAUGCAACUGACCCCAAUGCAAACGGCUCUCGACGCUAUCGAGGCAUUUUUGAAUGAUUCUGCGAUGACCGGAGGCACGGCGGAGAUCAGUGGGGAGAAGUUCACGCUGAGAGAGGCCCCGGCAUUCAUUGACGAUAUUACGGCGAAGAACUUUGUGGUUUUUGGCGAGAAGGGGGCAUGA